Messenger RNA from Anopheles arabiensis, 1329 nucleotides. Its product is annotated as mitochondrial fission process protein 1. NCBI's taxonomy places the organism in Eukaryota, Metazoa, Arthropoda, Insecta, Diptera, Culicidae. The transcript is spliced from 4 exons. The record is from RefSeq and is a predicted model, not a curated record. The coding region runs from base 323 to 781 and encodes 152 amino acids. Gene Ontology annotation, cellular component: mitochondrion. Gene Ontology annotation, biological process: mitochondrial fission.
AACAAACAGAAAACCGUUUGGCAAGGGAAAACCGAAGCUGCCCGCAGGAAACGUUCGCAGGAAAAUCUAGCGCGGCACUUUUGUCACGUGCAGACCCGAACGGCGGGUCCAAUGUUAUGUAAACAAAGUGUCGAGUGACGGGUGCUGCAGUUCUGUGUGCUUGUGGUGCAGCUGAUUAUCGCGAACAGGUGAUAAGAGGUUUUGUCGAGUGGUUAAUUAACGUGUUUUCUAUUGCCUUUGCCGCCUCUCACGUCACUGAUCCGCUGACUAAUAGGGGUGUGCUGAAGCGGUUAGGAAAGAUAGGUCAACCUCAAUCGGCACGAUGUCAAUUACCGAGAAGGAUCUGUACCGGGACACUCCGGUGCGCUAUCUAGGAUACGCGAACGAGAUUGGAGAAGCCUUCCGACCGGUCAUCAAGAAGAUCUUUGUGCAUGCGAGCUACGCGGUGGCGAUCAGCUACGUGCUAGCGGAUACGGCCGACAAGUCCAAGAAGCAGUACGAUAAACCGGAAAUACUGGGUGGAGGAUUCCGUGGAGCGGCCGUUGCAUCCGGCGACACGCUGUUGUGGCAAAUGUUUGCCUCCGUCAUCAUACCCGGAUUUACCAUCAAUCGGAUCUGCUGGCUGUCGAAAGCGGCCUUGAAAGCGAACAAGGUCAAGGGACCGGUCGGCAAGUGGGGACCGACGCUGCUCGGCCUGCUGGCCAUUCCGUUCAUCAUCCAUCCGAUCGAUAGUGCGGUUGAUUAUGCGAUGGAUAACACCUACCGAAAGUAUGUUAAAUAAUAUCGCCUUCUAGCGCAAAUGCCAAAACGAUGGCGUUCGAACGGUUCUUUCGAACACGAUGCGAUCCGUAAAAAAACGGAUCGAUAUGGACAAUAGCCAAACUACCGAUAGACACAGAACAAAGCGGAACAACACAGCACAGAAGGGAAGGGAAAAGGGAGAAAGGGAAUUUCGCACAAUAAUUUUAGAUUACGACAGUGCCAGACGUUGCAACACGUGGUGCGGGUUACUAUUUUCUGCUUUGCCAAGCAACGAGUUAAUUAUAGGGAGGAGUGAACUACACCUAAGCCAGUGUUUUGCUCAUACUAUUGUACUACUACUACACGAUAUAAGGUGCUACUACUAGACACCAAUGUUUGUUACACUUCACUGUGAUAGGAACAGCAAGGAACAGUAGCAGCAGAGUUUUCGUUCGUUUAGGCACAGGGGACAGGACAGAUAGGCUUACAUGCAGGGUGGUUGGGAUGGUCCCUCUCUAGCCCUCCUCACAAAACGGUGCUAUUUGAAUGUCACAGCAGUAAAUAAAAUGCCAACGUCUUGCCUCAGAA